Messenger RNA from Leucoraja erinaceus (little skate), 954 nucleotides. Its product is annotated as ubiquinol-cytochrome-c reductase complex assembly factor 5. The transcript has 4 exons. Lineage: Eukaryota; Metazoa; Chordata; Chondrichthyes; Rajiformes; Rajidae. Bases 66 to 317 code for a protein of 83 amino acids. The record is from RefSeq and is a predicted model, not a curated record.
CAGACACACACACACAGACAGAGACUCACACACACACACACACACACACACACACACAGACUGCAAUGCAGCUGCGCUCCAGGCUCCAGCGCUGCCUGGGUUUAUUCCCUGGGAAGAAGUACUUCGGGACCUACCGCUUCCUCCCGUGUUUCUUUGUACUGGGCGGCGUGAUGGAGUGGAUCAUGAUCAACGUGCGCAUCGGGCAAGAAACCUUCUAUGAUGUGUACCGAAGAAAACGUUCUGAAAGGCAGUACCAGCAGAAAUUAGAAGACAUGCCUGUACCUGAAAAUCAGUCGCCAUCAAAACAAGACACCUGAAAAUUUGCAUUAUGAAUAUGCUGCCUCACCUGCUGCGUUUAUCAUUGAAGCCCACAGAGCAACCGUCAGGUACCUUGAAAGUUGUAUCACUUUGAGCUCGAGUUCCACGCACAACGAUGGUUCAUUGAAAAGACUACACUGUCCAGAAUGCAUCGUGCUGCUGCCAACACUCCAGUGGAACCAUUUCUAAUAUUCUGUUUUUCAUCUGAAUUUAAACCCUUUGCUGUAUCUCAAUGCCUGUCGAUAUUAAUGAAUGGCCAGAGCACUUUGCCGCUAACAUCAUUGCUUAAUUAAACAAAUGAUAAAUAAUAUGACUGCAGAAACCUGUAUUUAGAUCAAUUGGGCAAUUUAUAACGUCAGCGGUGUUUUAUUUCUAAAUGACCUAAAAAAUAAUUGUCAUUAAUCUGAUAAAUAAAAACAAUUUAGGAUCAAUUGAUGUUAGAUUAUUAAACCUUAUUAUUUACUAACUAUUUCAAAAGGUGGCUGCCUUCCUAUUAAGGUGACUGAUGUGAAAACUGAAAUAAACUUAGUAAAUGCUAAAACUAUGUUAUUCAUUUUCAGGCAGAAUUUACAUUGGGUGAAUGGUUAUAAAAUAUUUAUCAGAAUAGAAAAUUAAUAUUACUGGAAUUCUUUAAAU